Phlebotomus argentipes is the source of this 1824-nucleotide messenger RNA. RefSeq names its product nucleosomal histone kinase 1-like. NCBI's taxonomy places the organism in Eukaryota, Metazoa, Arthropoda, Insecta, Diptera, Psychodidae. The transcript is spliced from 3 exons. Gene Ontology annotation, cellular component: nucleus; cytoplasm. Bases 203 to 1768 code for a protein of 521 amino acids. Gene Ontology annotation, molecular function: ATP binding; protein serine/threonine kinase activity. The record is from RefSeq and is a predicted model, not a curated record. Gene Ontology annotation, biological process: signal transduction; peptidyl-serine phosphorylation.
UGAAGCUGAAUCGAAGUGAAAAUCGCGUUUGCAAAGCAAGAAUUUCGGGUAUUUCAAUCUAUUCAUUCAAGGACAAAAGAAGAAGUGCGGAAAAUAUACUUAAAUCCUGUAAUAAAGCCAUUUUCCACUCCUCCAAAGACACCCUCGGACCUUUCCGUCGCUCGUCUGGCGACAUUUCGCCCUUUGGCGCUGCUGGGUUUGCAUGGUUGGCAGCAGUGUUUGGCUGUUCAGGGAAGUGCGCGAAAUAACGAAGGGUUCUUCACGGACGCUCCGGCAAAUGGCAUCGAAGGGGAAAGCGAAGGCUCCGGCGCGGCCCCGGAAGAAGGCCAACGGCUACAGCAAGUCGGUGAAGCUGACGCUGGGCAGCGUGCUGCGCGAUCUGGAGAAGAAGGAUUGGCUCGUCGGCCCGGCGAUCGGCAGCGGCGGCUUCGGGGACAUCUACUCCUGCUGCGAGGCAGAGAAGGCGCCCCGCAGCACCGACGACUACCAGAGCGUGCUGAAGAUUGAGCCGUACGCAAAUGGGCCGCUGUUCGUCGAGAUGCACUUCUACAUCCGGAACACCAAGACUGCCGACAUUGAGGCGUUCAAGAAGGCCAGGAAGCUGAAGAAUCUCGGCAUGCCGUAUCUCCUGGGCAGAGGAUCGCACGAGUUGCAGGGCGAGAAGCACAGAUUCGUCGUGAUGCCGCGCUACGGCAGUGAUAUUUGGAAGAUCUUCAUCAACAACGGCCGCCAGAUUCCGCUGCACACCGUCUACCGGCUGGCCAUCCAGAUGAUUGACGUUCUGGAGUACAUUCACGAGGCAACGUACAUUCACGGCGAUCUCAAGGGCGCCAACAUCCUGCUGGGCUUCGGCAAGGGCGGCGGCGCCCAGGCGUACCUGGUGGACUUCGGUCUGGCCACGCACUUCACCACGAAGGACUUCAAGCCGGACCCGAAGCAGAUGCACAACGGCACGAUUGAAUACACGUCGCGGGACGCGCAUCUGGGCGUCCAGACCAGGCGCGGCGACCUGGAGAUUCUGGGCUACAACCUCGUGCAGUGGUGCGCCUCGAAGUUGCCCUGGGAGGCGCCGGAGACGCUCAAAGUGCCGACAAAAGUGCAGGAAGCGAAGGAGAAGUUCAUGAAGGAUGUGCGAAAGUCACUCAAGGAUCUCUUCGCGGGCGAUUAUCCGCGUCCUCUCGAGGAGUUCCUGCAGCACGUGCGAGAUCUGAAGCACGACGAGGAGCCGGAUUAUGACGAGUGCCGGCAGAUGUUCGCGAAGGCGCUGAAGACGCUGGGAAAGACGAAUUCGGGCGACUUGGAGUUUGCCGCUGUGUCGCUGCCGCUGAAGAAGGCCAAGAAGGAGGCCAUCAAUGCCGCCAAGAGAUCUCCCAAGCGUCCCAGAGACUCAGAUUCCGUCUCGCCGGAGAGAAAGCCGCGCGUGAAGAGGGAGAAAAGUCCGGCUGUUGCGCCUUCGCCGUCGCCCAGGAAGAAAAUUGAAACUGCGAAAGCCAAGACGGAAGUCACCAAGACCACGGGGAAGACGAAGAAGCUGUACAAGGUGAAUCUGGAGCUGGACAUCAGCCUGGAUGCGGACGUUGUGGUGAAUGUGCAGCGCAAGCCGAAGUCUGUCGCCACGCGGAAGAGUCCCAGAGCGAUAGUUUCCACGCCCAAGCCCGCCAGCGACGACGAGUGCAUCGCUGAUUCCCAGGACGCGAGUCCGCGCAAGCGGGCGACAAAGGCGAAGCGGCCGGGAAAGACUCUGGUGUCGAUCCAGAAAGACGCUUAAAUUCCUGCAUUUUCUCGACUUUUUCACUAAAUUCCCUCAUUGAAGUUACACUAGAA